Messenger RNA from Uloborus diversus, 3318 nucleotides. RefSeq lists its product as uncharacterized. NCBI's taxonomy places the organism in Eukaryota, Metazoa, Arthropoda, Arachnida, Araneae, Uloboridae. The transcript has 7 exons. The coding region runs from base 1 to 621 and encodes 206 amino acids. The record is from RefSeq and is a predicted model, not a curated record.
AUGAAGGAAGUCUUAGAAUACAAUGACAUUUGGAAGGUACAAAGUAUCAUCACUCAAGUAUUGUCAAUUUUCGAUUUAUAUGUUUUAAUUGAAGCCACCCCAGGUUCAACUCAUUAUAGAUAUUUUGGAAUAAAUUUCUUGUUUGUCUAUAGUGGAAAUAGGCAUGUUAGAAACAUGUUGCUGCUAUGUUCUGUUGUUUCAUUUGCUCUUGCAGUGUACAUGCUAGUAGUAUCCGUAAUUUUGAUGAGAGCCCUUCGAAAGGAGCUAGAACAAAGAUUUAGACCAUGGCUAACAGCUGCUAUAAUCUUUACAUCAUGGAACUUCUUUUCAAUAUUCUUCAGAUCAGUUGCUAAUGAUUUGUACUAUGGUUAUCAUCAAGCGAUGUUGAUUUUAUGGACUGUCAUGCUGAUUUGUAAUAUAUUUUUCAUCUUGGUUGUGCUUUCCAAUUUUCAAGAGUUGACUGAUAUUACAAGGCUGGAAGAUAUGGCAAGAAUGAAGAUGGGUACCAUGAGCAGUUUGAAUACUACAUCUCACAGUUUGUCUCAUUACUCAGUAAAUAUGCUGGGUGGUGCUCAGUCAAGAGCAUCAACUCCUCAUGGAUCAACAUUUGCUGCAGUCUGAAUUGCCAGUAUUCACAUUUUAAAAAUACAAAACCUAUUACCAAAAACUUGGCAUAAAUAAAUUGUAUUGCAUCAUUUGUGUGUGUGCGUGUGUGUGUUUUUUUUAGAAGCUGAAUGUGAAUUUUGCAUUUGUGAAUGCAGAAUCACCAUUAUUAUGAAAAAAAUUCACAGGAAUGAACUAUUGCAUUUAUUUAUCUGUUUAGUUUUAGCAUUUUGCCACUUUUAUCAUAAUUUCGCAUUGUCACUUUUACAAGCUUUUUAAUUGGUAAUUUUGUUUUAGUUUUUUCUAUUAAUGCAAGAUUUGAUUGUAAGUGUGAACUUAAGAAAACGUUGUCAAUCGUUUUAUCCAUUCCUUUACUAUGUUGCUUUUUUGUUUAUUCAACUUAUUUCUAAAGGUUAAAAAACUUUUUUGCAUACAUAGAACGAACAUAACAACAGUUAUGUUUAUGUUACAGAAAUUUUAGUCUAUAUCUCAAUGACAUUUCUGUUUGGCAGAUUUCGUGGUUAUUUGUUUCUCCUCUUCAUAUUUUCUUUAUUUUCUUAGAUUCUGCUGCUUAUUGUGAUAAAUUUCAUCUUAAAAUUUGCUUCAAAAAUAUCUUUAAAAUAUUGCUCCCCCAUGCCAAAAAAUUUCAACAUGAAUAGAAAAUUGUAUGUGAAGUGUUUGUUAUCUUUGCUCACAGGAAAAUAAAAGCUGAACUGAACUCCAGCUAAAAUCAGGGAACAAAAUAUUUCUCAGUUCUAGUUUACCUAAACUGCUUCCUAUUCGCAAUUAAAAUUAUUAUUAUCAUGUGUACUUAGCUUUUGAUUCAAAACUGUUCAGAAAUAAGUUUAGUUUUGCAGUAAAAAAAAAAAAGAUACUAUAUCAAAAGAAACUACUGUUUUACAGAGAAACUAUUUGGUAGGUUUUAUAAACUGUUUAAAACGUUAUGUAAAGUGUUGUUAUUAAGAUUCAUUCCACACAUCCAAUAAUGACAUAAUAGUGGUAAUAAAUUUAUUUUAUUUGUUAAAGAUGGAAAAGUGUGAGCUAAAUCCUUACAGUAUUGUAAACUCAGUUUAUGUGUUAUGAAGCUAUUAUUUCCACUUGCACUCCUGUUCUCUUAGUAUUUUUAAUAUUAUGCAAUGCAAAUAUAUUUAAAAUGUAUGAUAACAGUAAUAAAGCGAUUUAUAAAAAAUAGAUGUAUAUAUUUUUUUAACUUCACUGGUACAGGGUAAGGCGUUCGAGAAUUCAUAUUUUUGGAACCAGUUUUAUUUCUAUCGUUGAUGUAUUAAAAUAGCCGUCUUAAUAUAAAAAAAGAAUCGGACAACGUUCCAUUUUGUGCAAUGUGCAUCUCAGAUAGCGCCAUACAUGUCUUAUGUAUAUUUUAAUGUGAAUCUCUUAUUUUCCAAUUUCACGAAAUGCUGUUUUCAGUGUCAACAUUGGGAGACAAAAAAAUUCUUAUUUUUACUGUUCAAAUGUUUAAUUUUUGUAAGAGUUUUUCUGUUAUUCAUUUGGUUUAUUGCUACCUUAUUAUGUCGAUCAUAAUAUUGUGUGUUUGUUUAUGCUUCGUUAUACCAUUUCAAUUGAUUUUCUGUUACUUUUCAGCUUAUGUCAAAAAUUGAGUGUUGAAAUAAAUUUAUAUAUAUUUUGAAUUCUACAUUUUUUUCUUUUUUUUCAUUAAAAUCAGUAGUUCUCAACUUUUUUACUGCUUAGGACCACUUGGUACCUCUCCAAAUUCUAAGAGGACCACAUAGAAUAUAAAUGUAUUUACUCAACGAUUAUAUAACAUAAAAUGAAAUGAGGCUUAAAAAAUUAAAUAAUCAAAAUUGUGAUGUUUCACGAUGGUAUUUAGCUAGUUGGAUGUAAACCAGAGAAAUAAGAAAUUGCUUAUUCAAGUACUAUAAAUUUAAAGGUAUUUUUUUAAUAAAUUUAAUUACUAUAAUAAAAUUAAUUUUCACUAGCUAUUUAUGGACCACAAGAAAAUUGCUCACAUAGCACUACUGGUCUGCAGACCACAGGUUUAGAAUCACUGCAUUUGAUGAACAAUAUAUUAUUAUUAUUUAUGUUUAAAGAUUUUUGUUCGGUCUUGUUUUUUUUUGCAUUAAAUGGGGAAGCUUUUCUGAAGCUAAUCCCAGAAUUCCUACUUUUUUUAAAUUGGGGAAUUCUGGUUACAAAAACUUUUAAUUUAUUUGGCAUAAUUUUACAUUUUAACAAUACAGCAUAGAUGAAUUAAAAAUGGUUAUUCCUCUGCAGUAGCUGUUUAGAAUCUUUCUUUCUCAGAAAAAAUGCCGAGAGAAUUUCUUUUUUUUUUUUUAGCUGCAGAACAUGAGUCAGGACAAAAAAAAAAUCCUCCGGUUUUGAGGGGGGGGGGAAGCUAGAGGUUGUUUUAGACUUUUUACUAUGUGCCUUGUUCUUUCUUAAUUCUAUAUGCAUGUAGUACUUUAGCGCUUUUCGAGAUUUUAAAACCAGGACUGUUUCACCCCUGAUUUAAAAUCUCCCAAACCGUCCAUGUUACAUUCCAAAUUAGAAUUCAAACAUGUUUUCUGUAUGAAGUAGUGCUAUACCUUACAGAAACUGUAAAAGGUUGUUUUUUCUGCUGUUGUGUUAAAGUCAUGUAUUUUGUUUCUAUGUAACACUUGAGAACCGGUAUUUUUAUGUUUAUACAAAUCUGAUUUGUGAUCAUUUUUACACAGUUGUAUAUACAUAAUAUUUUUUGUAAUA